Molecule: messenger RNA, 1039 nt
Organism: Branchiostoma floridae (Florida lancelet)
Lineage: Eukaryota; Metazoa; Chordata; Leptocardii; Amphioxiformes; Branchiostomatidae
Product: amine sulfotransferase-like
Exons: 6
Coding region: 24-914 (296 amino acids)
Biological process (GO): sulfation
Cellular component (GO): cytoplasm
Molecular function (GO): sulfotransferase activity
Source: RefSeq, a predicted model, not a curated record
ACGAAGUGAAGGCUCUCAACAACAUGUCGUAUCACGAGUACAAAGGCAUAUUGUUUCCUGUUAUAGUUCCUGAGGAAGCCUUGGACGUCAUGCCUGACUACCCAGUGCGUGAUGACGACAUUUUCAUACUGACGUACCCAAAAUCAGGUACGAACUGGAUAAUGGAAGUAGUGAAAAAGGUCAUGAACGCUGCUGGAAAGAUGGCCACUCCCGAUGAACACAGCACGUGGUGUAUCGAAAUGUAUGUACCAGGCAAGGACGAAAAACCACGCCAUGUGCUUGCCAUGGAUUCGCCAUCUCCACGCAUAAUCCACACGCACCUACCACGGCAACUGGCCCCCAAGAUGGUUGCCAAUCCUGAGGGAAAGGUAAGAGUGAUUGUAGUGGUGAGGAACCCGAGAGACGUGGCGGUCUCCCUUUAUCACUAUAAUAAACAAAUGGAAAUGGAGUUCGGCACUCACGUGAAAAGUGUAAAUUCUUGGGACGCCUUCUCGACUGACUUUCUGGAAGGGAAAGUCGUGUAUGGAGACUUCUACGACCACGCCCUCGGUUGGUGGAAGAUGAAGGAUGACAGCCAUUUCCUCUUUCUCAAGUAUGAAGAUAUGAAGAAGGUGAAACUUGAAAGAUCACAUUCGUUGUUCUCACAGGACCUGCGUAGUGUGGUCAGCGAUGUCGCAGCCUUCCUGAACACCAGCUUAGACCAGGGUACUGUGGACAGCAUUGCCGAGUCGUGCACCUUCAACUCUUUGAAGGCAGCUUGGGGCAAUUCAGAUGAUGCUACGAAAAAACAUAUCUGCAGAAAAGGUGUCGUUGGUGACUGGAAAAGCAUGUUCACGCCGGAGCAAAAUGCAGCCUAUGAUGCCAAACACGAGUUGAGGCUGGAGGGGACUGGCCUGCAGUUUGAUUUUGAGUAGCAUAAUUAUAUAACCUGUGUGUAAAGGUUGUGGAAAACUCAAUAUAUUAUUUUGAUUCGACCUGUUCCUUUAACAAGCAAAGAAGCCACAGAAUUCCACCUCAAUUUUUUCCGUUUACAGGCAAA